This is a messenger RNA of Cadophora gregata, 1431 nucleotides long. RefSeq lists its product as uncharacterized. Gene Ontology annotation, biological process: regulation of translational fidelity. Lineage: Eukaryota; Fungi; Ascomycota; Leotiomycetes; Helotiales; Ploettnerulaceae. The coding region runs from base 1 to 1431 and encodes 476 amino acids. Gene Ontology annotation, cellular component: cytoplasm. Gene Ontology annotation, molecular function: double-stranded RNA binding; tRNA binding; nucleotidyltransferase activity. The record is from RefSeq and is a predicted model, not a curated record. The transcript has a single exon.
AUGGCUACCAUUACCAACGGAAAGAUGGCGGAUACACGCAUCCUGAAUGUCAAUAUUGGCAACUUGGGAAAGUUUCAAGACGAGAAAUCGCUCGAAACCUGGCAAUUGCCCUCCAAUGCCGAAGACUUACAGCCACUACAAGAAGCAGCCAGACAUUUGCGAGAGGAGAUCAUACCAGUUGGAUUCCCUACGGAGACGGUUUAUGGGCUGGGAGCAGAUGCCACAAGGAGUGAUGCUGUGAAAGGGAUCUACAAGGCGAAAGGACGACCCUCUGACAAUCCACUUAUCAUCCACGUUUGCGACUUGACAAUGCUGCGGAAUUUGUUGGCUCCAGUUGAAGGACAAAAUGGAGAUUCGACAUCAUGCGACCCAAUUCCUGCCAUAUACAAGCCAUUGAUUGAGAAAUUCUGGCCAGGACCUCUAACCAUCCUCCUUCCAAACUCCAAGCCGAGCAAAUUGGCUCCAGAAGUCACUGCAGGUCUCCCAACAUUUGGCGCACGCAUGCCUGACUCUCCUCUCGCAUUGUCGCUCAUCCAUCUUGCUGGAGUUCCACUUGCAGCGCCGUCUGCGAACGCUUCCACCAAGCCCUCUCCUACGACAGCUGAGCAUGUCAGGCAUGACUUGAAUGGAAAGAUUGAGAUCAUACUUGAUGGUGGACCAUGCCUAGUCGGUGUAGAGAGCACAGUUGUGGACGGUAUAUGUGAUCCUCCCGUGGUGCUCCGACCAGGAGGUGUGAGCAUCGACCGAAUCCGCGAAUGUGAAGGCUGGGCCGGAGUCGUGAAGGGUUACAAAGAUGCCAGCGAGGAGGGAUCGAAAGCUCCACGGGCUCCUGGCAUGAAGUACAAGCACUACAGUCCCAAGGCAAAAGUCAUACUUUACGAAGCAUCACCAAAGCACGAAAUUGCUAGAUUGGGCAUCAAAGAUGAAGCAAGAAUGAUCUUGGACGCUCAAAAGAAAAAAAGAGAGUAUCUCGGCUUCGAAUCCCUGGAUCGCCCGGCCAAGAUAGGCAUCGUCCGGACCAAGAAUUGGGCACCCUGGGGGAGGCUCAAUUACGUAUGGCAAGACCACCGCUACAGUGUUCCCAAUGGUACUGCGAUCGUGAAGCACCAAAAAGUAAAAACUGGCAACUCAUUUGGUAUGAAGCAAGGCGAGCUUUGGUUCACACAUGCGUUUAAUGCUCUCCAUGAUCGGGAUGAGCAUCUGCCUGAUAUACCGACCGAUGAAACAACACGCGUCCUAAUUGGCGAGGUCAUUGAUAUUGCGUUGGGAAUAGAUACAAAGGACAUCGCUCAUGGACUGUUUUCGGCUCUUCGAGAGCUGGACCUUCGAGAUGUAGAUGUUGUCUAUGUUGAGGGCAUACGGGAUGAAGGUGACAUUGCCGCCGCGGUGAUGAAUCGACUUCGCAAGGCAGCUACCAAAAUCGAGGUUUAA